AUCUACACUGAUCAUCGGGGCACUGAUGAUCAGUGUGCCCUGAUGAUCAGUGUAGCCCCAGCAGUGCCACCUGUCAGUGUCCAUUAGUGCCACAUCAAUGCCACAUAUCAGUGCCCAUCUGAGCUGCCUUUCAGUGUCACCCUUUAGUGCCAUCAGUGCCACCUAUCAGUGCCAGUCAGUGCCGUCUAUCAGUGCCGCCUAUCCGUGCCAUGCCAGUCAGUGCUGCCUUUCAGUGCCCAUCAGUGAUGCCUGUCAAUGCCCAUCAGUGCCACCUACCAGUGCCUCCUCAUCAGUGUCACCUAUCAGUGUCCAUCAGUGCAGCCUAUCAGUGCCCAUCACUGCAGCCUCGUUAGCGCACAUCAGC
Molecule: messenger RNA, 364 nt
Organism: Staurois parvus
Lineage: Eukaryota; Metazoa; Chordata; Amphibia; Anura; Ranidae
Source: the annotation of a GenBank genome assembly